AUGGCUCCUCCACCACAAAAGCUCUUCCUCGCCGUCAUUGUCACCGCCGUCAUUGUAACGGUCACCACCGGAAAUGAAGAUAUAGUACAUUCCUCAUGCGUACACGCAAGCUAUCCAUCGCUAUGCGUCCGUACACUCUCAACUUACUCAGGUCCAACCAUAACAAACCGCCGCGAGCUAGCUCAAGCCGCCGUCAAAAUCAGCAUUUCCCACGCCCAAACAGCCGCGAAAAAACUCGCGGUGGUUCAAGACACGGUGGGAAAGAAGAAACGCGAGAAAGCCGCGCUUGUGGACUGCGUUGAGAUGAUUGGAGACUCCGUGGACGAACUGAGCCGCACGUUAGGCGUUUUGAAGCAUCUACAUGGCGUUUCGGGCGGUUCGGCUAAAGAGUUCCGGUGGCAGAUGAGCAAUGCUCAAACGUGGGCUAGUGCUGCGUUAACGGAUGACUACACGUGUCUUGAUGGGUUUCAAGGGAUCGACGGUGAGAUUAAGACGGAGGUGAAACAGUGGAUGACGAAGGUUGCGAGGGUUACGAGCAACGCGCUUUACAUGAUCAACCAGCUAGAUGAGACACGUGGCAAACCCCAUGUCGUACGACCUUGA
Messenger RNA from Arabis nemorensis, 603 nucleotides. The record is from the annotation of a GenBank genome assembly. Lineage: Eukaryota; Viridiplantae; Streptophyta; Magnoliopsida; Brassicales; Brassicaceae.